AUGUCGCGCGAACAAGAUCCUCUCCUGGGGACCCCCGGACCGGCCCCUCCCAGGCGCCUAGGCAAAUACCUGCGCAAUGAGCUUGAUCCCACGAAUGGGGACCUAGUCUUGCUUUUCUGCUACAUCAUCACCGGUCUCCUCGACAGCUCCGCCGUAUUCAUCUGGGGCUCAUUUGUCAGCAUGCAGACAGGCAACACCGUUUACUUUGGGCUGGGACUUGUUGGCACCAAUGACGAUCGCUGGAUCAAAUCCGGGGUGUCCAUCGCGGGCUUUUGUCUUGGCUCGCUCUGCUUCUCCGCCUUCCACCGCGUUUUCCCGGCUAGGCGUAGAUGGGUGCUCUGUGCGUCUUUCUUUGCACAGACUGUCUGUGUCUCCCUUGCCGCACUGAUUGUCACCAUCUUCCGACCUGCUCGCGAUGCGCCCUUGAGUUGGCUGGUCCUUGCGCCGCUCGCUUUGGUAGCAUUCCAGAGUAGCGGGCAGGCUGUGACAAGUCGUGUUUUGAGCUUCAAUGGCUUGACUAGUGUGGUUUUGACGAGUAUCUACUGUGAUUUGUUCUCACAUCCGGAUUUAUUAUCCACCAAAGUGGUUGGAAACGCGGAAGAGAAGCGGCGAUUUGGGGCUGUCCUAUGUUUGCUCUUGGGGGUUGUUCUAGGAGGUUUGUGGGCUCAUAGCUCCAUCGGAAUGAUGGGUGCUCUGUGGACUGCCGCGAUCUUUAAGUCGCUUAUUCUUGUUGCGUGGUUAUGUUGGAAAGGGGAGAGCGAGGAGGAAUAA
Messenger RNA from Penicillium brevicompactum, 771 nucleotides. Its product is annotated as YoaK family protein. The transcript has a single exon. The record is from RefSeq and is a predicted model, not a curated record. Bases 1 to 771 code for a protein of 256 amino acids. Lineage: Eukaryota; Fungi; Ascomycota; Eurotiomycetes; Eurotiales; Aspergillaceae.